AUAAAUUAAUAGUAAAGAAAAAUUCUUGUGGAAAUAAAAAAAAAAUGCUUGAAAUAAUAAUGUUUUUGAGUAAGGUAAACCAAUAAAGUGAUGUAUGGAUGUAGUGUGAGGUAAAUGAAUAGAUAAAUGCUGUAUGUAUAGGAAGAACAACACACUAUUUCUUUUUCUCACAGCUUUUAGAUUGCUAGAUAAAUGUUUUUGAAGUAAGAGGUAACAGAGAAGUAUUAGCGUAAAGAGGAGGGGGAAAUACAAAGUGCCUGGGAUAGGUGGAAAAACAUUUAAGAAAUGUAGGUAGUGCUAAAGCGGAUUUCAAUUGAAUUUAAAAACAAAUAAAAUAAAAUAGAAGUAAUAAAAUGGACGAGAGUAGUAGGAAAAAAAUAAUCGUAAAUUGACAUCACACAAGCAUUCAGGGAAAAAUUUGUUCUAUAUUUUAGUAUUCAUUUCUCCUGUAUAAUAUUUUCAUUUUUUCGUAGCACAAAUUUCGUUUCCAUUUUGCAAUCGACUCAUUGUCUAUAUGUCCAUAAGUAUAUUUAAUACAGACUUGGAAAUGAACACAAGUAAUAGGAAUGUAUCUUAUCUAGAGAUAAGCGUAAAAUAGGCCAUUGUAGGCUGGAAUCGAACGUAAAACUCCAGUAAGGAGGUGUGAAGGUGAAGACGGCGGAAGUGACCUUUGAAGAUGGCUGACGUUGAAAUGGCGACUGAAACAGAAGUAACAACAGUAGACGGUCGGGAAUACCAGCGACAGAGGAGCAAUAGUGAUCCACAACCUGCUAUAGAAGCUUUGAAUGCAUUGAAUGUUCAAAACGGUAAGUCAUUUAAGUAUGGAGAAAAUUUUUAAUUAUCCUUGGAUGUUAUUUUUUAAUAAGAUAGAUAAGAGAAAAAAUGGAGAAAUGAAAUCCAGUUCAUUAGGACCAAAAACACCGCCUCCAGAACGGAAAAGUAAAUUUGCAGCCUUAGGAAAAAUAUUUAAGCCUUGGAAAUGGAAAAAAAAAAAAAAAAGUGAAAACAUUGUUCGGAAAGCUGUAGAUUUAGAGAGAAAAAUAUCUAUGCGUUCCACGCGAGAGGAGUUAAUACGAAAAGGAGUUUUAAAAGAAUCUGAUGAUGUACAGGAAAACCAUGUAAAUAAAUUAUUAGAUUCAGUGACAGAGACAGAAGAAGUAGGUGCUUCAUCGUCGUCGUCAGGUGAUUGUGAGCUAGCAGUGGCUAAUCUCAGUAUCUCCACCAGCAGAUGUGGGGACACCGUUGUCACUACAGAUAGCCAUUCCUCUUCAGACCUAGCUAUAAGCCCCCAGGUGGUGCAGACUUUACCUUUGCCUACCAUUUCUUUUUCUUCGUAUUCCCAAACCACUGAGAGCAUGGCUGCUGUAUCAACGGUGGCUGUGCACAAUUUCCAUGGUGUUCAGUCAUCAAAUAAUGGUACUCAAGAUGUGAUUACUGGUCUGUCUUCAUUCCCCACAGACAAUAAUAAUACUGUUGCCCUUAAUACAGAUAUUAUUUCUUCUUCCAACAAUCCUAUACCAGUUGUGACUGCUGCACAGGUCCGUCCCGUUGUGAUUUCCAUGUAUCCACGGACAAAAGAACCUCCUGAUCAUCCUAAUGAUACUAUUGAUAGAGGUUUAACUGGUGACAGUAUGAGGCCACAGCAUCUUCAGAUAGAGCUUGAUUCUCAUGAUCAUGCAUAUUCAGGAGAUAGCUGCCAAAAUGAGCGUAACAAUAUGAGGUCUCGGAAAGACAAUGAAAGACAUGAGGGUCAUGGUAUUUUUAGAUGCCAUCCAAAAGACUACGACAGGGAUGAAAACAGUGCCGAAAGUCCAUCAGCAGAUGACUAUGAUAAUUUAACAGGAGCAGAAACAUUUGAGUCUAUACCAGCAUGUGAGCCCAACUUGAAUCUUAUACCCAAAAAAAGUGCUCUGAAAAGGAAUUUUGGUAAUGACCCGACUCUGCAGUCUCCUACAGCGCGUUGCAAUCAGCUCCCUAGUGUGGGAAUCCCGUUAGCAAUACAUCAACACUUUCAGCAGCAUCAUCAUCGACAUACUCACCUGCCAUCAAAAGUGGGUUUCAGUGAAAGGCCUGUUCAGAUAAUACCCACAACUAUUCAUACAUCACAGUCCAAUUCAUCCAAUAAGAUUCCACGACCAAAACUCAGGAUUAAAGUUUCUGGUAAUGAUAGUGACAAGGAGAAUCUUCCAGCUGGCACUUACUACCCUGACUAUGACAAUUUGCCAGGAGACGAUGGGGAUAGUGAGCAGGACGACGAUAAUGAAGAGGAUGACAAUUACUCUUCAGAUGAGGAAGAUAUUAAUUACAUAGAUAAAGAUCCAAACUCUUUAGGUGCCAAAGUCGCUCGACAUGACAGCCUUGCUCGAUUCUUGAACAAUCGUCCAUCUCGACGAGAACUUGUUGAGAAAAAUAUCAUUCCGAUUAAAACAGAGAAGGAGAAACAGGAAGACCGAGAGGCAAUUGGUACUAAACUGACAAGACGUUUAAGUUUGAGGCCAACACCUGAAGAACUUGAGCAAAGAAAUAUUUUACACAAUAAAUCAGCAGAAGAAGCUAAACAAGAAAAGGAAGAAAAGAAACGAUACCUCAUUCGGAAGCUAAGUUUCCGACCUAGUAUAGAUGAAUUAAAGGAGAGAAAAAUUAUAAAAUUUAAUGAUUAUGUGGAGGUGACUGAAGCUCAAGAUUAUGACCGGCGGGCUGACAAACCUUGGACCCGGUUGACCCCGAAGGAUAAGGCUGCCAUCCGAAAGGAAUUAAAUGAAUACAAAAGUAAAGAAAUGGAAGUCCAUGAAGAUAGUCGACAUUUAACAAGGUUUCAUCGGCCAUGAAUUUAAUAACCUCAAAUCUAGCAAAGCUUCCCGAUACAAGCCUGGUCAGUGCCAAUCUACCCAAGAGAGAAGCAGGUCUUCAAUGGGGUACUGCCAACUGCUUGUUUCUUUCAGCUCCCAUUGGAAAACAAUGAUGAGUUAUACCUCUAAUGGGGCACAUUGCAACCGCAGGAGGGUCUCCUUGGUUUUUAACUCUCUCUCUCUAACUUUUCUUCUUUACAGAGGUCUGUUUGACUGGACUGCCUCGGCAUUCUUCCAAGAACUCAAUAUCUCAAACAUUUUAAACAGAGCUCAAUCAACACCUUCUCUCUCUUUUUCUUAAGCUGCCCACUGCCUUCCUCCAGUUCUUUGUAAUCCAACUUUUCUUUUAGUUCAUCAUUGGGUUCAGCUACAAUUAUCAAUAUUUCAUGCUUCAGCUAUUUGGUCAUUCUGAUGAUGAAAUUGUGAUCACCUAAAUCUCUCCAUAAAACAGAUUUGUAUUAUAUCUAUCACUGAAACAAUAUCCAACCCCACUUUAUCCCUCACCCUUACAAGAAAUGCCACUCCAGUCUCUUUUCUACUCUCCAAAUCUUAUAUUUAACAGAAAAUGAUUUUAAAAAACUAAAACCCAAAUAAAAUUGCCAAAUAUUUAGAAGUAAACAAAUAAAAACAAAAACUAAGAAAGUUAACUUCCCAAUUAUUGCCAAUUCUUUCACUGAACAAUUCAACACUUUGGUUGUCUAAUUUGAUAGAAGAAAUAUACCAAGUAUAUUUUUUAAAAUAAGGUGAGAAAUGUAAGUAAUAAAUCAAACCAUUUCAUUUCACUCUCUGUUAGCAUUUAUGCUGAUGAGACAAAGAACCCCUAAGUUCUUUGCGUGUGUAUGUGUGUUUGUUGUACUCUGUUUACCCAUGAGGCAAAUGGAAUUAAGUGAAAAUGGAAGGUUCAGAAAUAACGUGCCUCGAGACAAACAUUUCAAAUUAUUUUCUGACAAAACAAUCAAGAGCGAAAAGGAAAAUUCUACACGAAGAAUCAGUUAUUGUUUGCUGUUAAGAAUGGCUCUAGUAUCAUUAUAACCAUUGGGCAAGAUACCUUUUCAAUUUUAUGUCAUUAUUUUUAUUAAUAAUAAUAAUAAUGUUAUUAUUGUUAUUCAUUGUAAAAUAGAUUUAGUAUUUUUUUUCUUUCUAAACAUCUAAAGGUACCCUUGCCUGUUCUUUCUCUCCAAAUGUUUGAAAGGAGAAGUGAUAAUGAAAAAUGUUGUGCCAAUCAAAGCACUGAUUACUCUACAGAUUGCUGCUCAUAGCAGUACUAAUUUACUAACUCACUCAGCUAUCAUCUUCUCAAUGCUGCUCUUCUUUCUUAUCUUUGUUAUAUUUGUGCAGCAAGCAGAGAUGGCCCUCAGUGUCCUUCCUCAGCCUGCUGCACUAAUGUUAUGAUUUAUUUGGAAUGCAAAAAAAACAGUCCACUAAUUUUAUUGUUAUUGCUGCAUACAAAUUUUAAAAAUAAUUUUUUUAAUUUUUUUUUUUUUUGUCAAAAUUAAAGGAAAUUAAAAGAGAAUUAUUUUUAACUAAAAGUUAAUUUCAUUCCUGUGAUUUUUCUAACCUGGAAGAUUUGGAAGGUGAAUCUUUAAAAUCCAUUUUGUCCUUCCAUUCUGCUCCCUUAGGACAACAGAUAAACAACCUUGCCUUGCAAACCGUUUUUGAUAAAUUUGUAUGAGUCAGGUGUCCUUUAAAUAAUAACACUUUGAAGAAAACAGUGUGAUGUGUUGAUGAAAGGGAGAAUAUUAUUCUGCCUACCACCUCACCAGGAGUCUCGCUUUUUCUCUAAAUAAACCCAGGCAGCCUUUAUCAUGGAAUAUAUCCCUCUCCCUCCAUUCCCUUUUUCCUAUACCAAAACUUAAGGUAUAGAAACUCAUUAAUUUGUCUUAAGUUUAAUUGACAACUAAUUUCCAACCAUGUGAAGAGGAGUCUUCCGAGAGAUCUAAGUUAGAUGAAAAUGCUGUUAACAUUGUUUUUGUUACUGUUAUUUCUUAAAUGGGAGAGGCUGUGAUAUACAGUUGUUGAAUAAAUUAUAUAUGUAUGUGUAUGUAUACAUAUAUGUAUAUAUGCAUAUUUGUAUGUAUACACACAUAUAUAGCUAUCUAUGUAUGUAUACACACACACACAUAUAUAUAUACAUGUAUAUCGUUAACAAAAUGUUCAGUCUUCAUUCCAUUAGAUUGUUAAACACUUAUUGAGAUAAAAUUGCAGGAAACAAAAAUAUUAGAUUUUACUUGUUUCAAAUAAUUUUAUUUUAACAUUUAAUCCUAAGGGCCAUAAAUUAAUCCUUUUAAAUUUUGUAAGACAAAUAUUUCAUUAAAAUAACUAAGUAAAACAAAAACAUUUACUAAGGGAUAUACCACUACUGUCUUGGAGCUUGUGUGUAUGUAUGUGUGACAACUAUUACACUUUUAGUGUGUGUGUAAAUGAAAUUGUGAGGUGCGUGCACAGACAUGGAGGUGCUGUAUGGAUGUUUGUUGCAACUCAUUCCCCAAUUAUUGUCUCUCUCUAUGUUUGCACAUAUAUAAAAAUAGAGGGAGAAAGUGUAUGUGUCAAGAUCUGGUUGCUUACACAGCUCUCUAUAUUUUACAUAUGUAAAUACAUUGUUAUAUAAUUAUAUAUAUUAUUAUACAUUUUUUUCCCAUCAACAACAAUCAGACAAACCUGAUCAGAUGCUCUCAAUUUAAUUAGUUAAAGCAAAAAUGCCAUUCUCUUUAAAAAAAGAACUUUUGUUAUUCCUCUUAAAUUUUAUUUAAUUUGACAGACAAGCUGUUAUAGUUUAUUAUUUGAAAACCCGUUGUAUUUUUGGUCUUAACUGGUGGGGGGGUACCAUCUCUCUCUCUCAAAUUUUUGGCAGCAAAAUGUCCGUUAAAGACAAAUGGUACUCAAGUUUCUCUCUUUUCUUUUUUAUUAUUAGAAAUUGACUUUUGGGAGGGAAAAAAUUAAUAGCAGAAAAAGAGGAUGGAGAUAAUUUGAAGAAGUGAUUUCAAAGUUGAAAUAAACAUGUCAUGCUGUACCAAUUA
Octopus bimaculoides (California two-spot octopus) is the source of this 5866-nucleotide messenger RNA. RefSeq names its product phosphatase and actin regulator 2. NCBI's taxonomy places the organism in Eukaryota, Metazoa, Mollusca, Cephalopoda, Octopoda, Octopodidae. The record is from RefSeq and is a predicted model, not a curated record. Gene Ontology annotation, molecular function: actin binding. Gene Ontology annotation, biological process: actin cytoskeleton organization.